CCUACUCCAGAAGAGGCAGCCACCUUCACUGAGUAUGGCACUUACACCGGCUACCGACCAUAUCAAAUAUACAAGUCUUAUGAUCAUUACAGCUCAUCCGCGGAAAAUACUGCCACCACGCAGCAGUCCCAAAAGCGCAGCAAUGCGGACAAUCCCGAGACUGAAGCAACGUUCGGCUACUACGGUAGCUACAGGCCGUACGCCUCAUACGGAUCGUAUCGAGAUGCAGCGGAAGAAGCUGCUCAGAGCAAGAAGCGCGAUGAUAUGGCUACUGCCAAAACAGAAGCGACAUUUGGCGUCUACGGGUCUUAUCGCCCAUACACAUGGUAUGGAAGCUACUCGAAGGCUACGGAGGGUGCAGCGCAGAAUGAAAAGCGCGGUAACAUAGCCACUCCCGAAACUGGAAUGUCAGAAGCGGAAGAGGGCGUCCAAAAUCAGAAGCGCAACGAUGCCGACAACGCCAAGACUGAAACAACAUUCGGCUACUACGGCAGUUACAGGCCGUAUACCUCAUACGGAUCGUAUCGAUCUGCAGCGGAAGAAGCUGCACAAAACAAGAAGCGCGACGAUAGCGCCACUCCUAAGACCGAAACUACAUUUAGCUACUACGGUUCCUAUCGUCCAUAUCAAUCGUAU
Messenger RNA from Mytilinidion resinicola, 636 nucleotides. RefSeq lists its product as uncharacterized. The transcript has a single exon. The annotation marks the transcript as partial. NCBI's taxonomy places the organism in Eukaryota, Fungi, Ascomycota, Dothideomycetes, Mytilinidiales, Mytilinidiaceae. The record is from RefSeq and is a predicted model, not a curated record.